Molecule: messenger RNA, 2745 nt
Organism: Thermothelomyces thermophilus ATCC 42464
Lineage: Eukaryota; Fungi; Ascomycota; Sordariomycetes; Sordariales; Chaetomiaceae
Exons: 7
Coding region: 306-2591 (761 amino acids)
Source: RefSeq, a predicted model, not a curated record
GUCUGACGUAAAGCAAGGCCGGAGUCCUCUCCUUGGCGCCUCGUACACAAGCUCAACCAAGCUCAACUCCAGCCUCUUGAGCGUGCCGGUUAGCCGUGGUCUUUCGUUCUCAGAUCGGACUUUGCGCAAAUAUAACAUUUUCCAACGGUCACGGCGCGCGACAGAAGGUUUAACCAGCCGACCACCUCUGGUAAAGACUUUAAGAAUCCCACAAAUCUUUCGCAAAACGGCUCCGCGCUCCAUUCAUUCUUAUUCUUAUCAAAGACAGCGUUUCCCUCUAUCGCACAUCUCUCGCCAACGGCGCCAUGGCAAGCCUCAGGUUUGGCUGGGGCAGUGCGCUCCUGGUUCUCGGGCUGCUGCUUGUGGUUCUUCCUGGCAAAGCUGCGGCAUUCGGUGCCGGCAACAUCCCGUCCAUCGCACAGGUCGAGGGUCACAACUGGAGGCAUGGAGACAUCGAGGACAUGCUCAAGACGGUGGCUUUCCUUUACGGCAAGAAGUGGUCUACUCUGAUGGUCGGCCGCGUCUACUUUGGCAACUGGCUACGGGACUACUCGCAGGCAGUCGACGUCGGGAGCCUGAAGGGCAUCAACGCGGCUACGAUUCGAAUUAUCGUUUGGGUCCUCUCCUUCAUGGCCAACGGUUACGCGACGGAGGAGUUUGAGGUCACCGAAGAGCGGCUGGGCGUCUACCGCCCCGAGGAGCACAUCGACAACCCCCUCGGCUACGCCGACGGCAAGGAUGCCCGAGAGUUCGAUCCCCGCCUGCGAGGUCCUGUGGACCCGCGAGAGCUCGAGAUCGACCCGCGGACCGGCAUGAAGAACUACAUCGCCAACGAGAGCGGUGGAUGGGCCACCAGCGCCGGCUAUCUGCGCUGGAGCUUCGCCCGCAGCAUCCACUUUGGCCGCCUCUACACCAGCGGCGCGAACGGCACCUCGGGCAAGGAAGCCGAUCUCUGCGAAGCUCUGCGCUGCCUGGGCCAAGCUCUGCACUGCAUGGAGGACUUUGGCGCUCACACCAACUAUUGCGAGCUUGCCCUCAUCGAGAUGGGCUAUCACAACGUCUUUCCGCACUGCGGCAGUGCGACCAAGAUCCCCCUGAAUGGGAAGAUGGUGUAUCCGCUCGUCACGGGCACCUUUGGAGCCGUUGACUUUCUGCACUCCGUUCUCGGCGAGGCCACCGACCACUUCACGCAAUCUGAGGUUGACGAGAUCGACAUUGCCCUCAAAAACGCCGAGCAAGCCACCAUGUCUGGCGACUCCCGACGCGGUUUCUUUGGCUCCGGCUCCGGCUCCGGCUCCGGCGGAAGCGACUUCAUCUCGCUCUUAGGCCAACUUCCCGGCGUCGGCGAUGGCUUCGCUGCGCAGGCCAGGGAACUGAAGGCCGCGUCGGCCGCCCAGGAGCAGGAGAACAUGCGGGCCGCUGGCAACACCAACAUCGUGCCCGGGAUGAGCCCCAACUUCGAUCCGGUCAAGGUCUCGGGGCAGAUCUACCCCAUCCUCCAGUUCCGCGACAAGAUCGUCCGGUCCAUCAACAGCAUGAUCUCCAAGAUCCCGGGCCUGGAGAAGCUGCUCGAGCACAUCAGCGAGACGCUAACGGCCUUCAUCCUCGGCCUUCUGGCGCCAUUCGUGCGCCCCAUCAUCAACCAGGUCAACCAGACGCUCAAGGAGGGCUCGUCCGGUCUGUUGGCGACCAGCGCGAAGCAACAGUUCGAGCCAUGGGACAACCCGCACUGCACCGACCCCACCCACUCGAUGCUUUCCAAGGACCACUUCACCAACGUUCUCAACUCGUGCAGCGGCCGGGUUGCCGUGACCAUCCUGCAAUACGUCGUUCCCCGCAUCAUGUUCGCGUGGGAGAACCCCGGCGUGCCUGUGGAUGAGGUGGUCAACGACGUCCUGCGCGCCUUCCACCACCCGGCAGCGCGCGACGAGCGGAUCGAGAUCCAGCGCGACAUGUUUGAGACGGUGCGCAAGUGGGCCCAGGAGACGCCCUACCGCAACCAGCUCGACCACCUGCUGUCGUCCGAGUCCGUCAGGAACCACAAGAACCACAUCCUCAACGGCCAGGCCGGGUCGCGGUCCGCGCCCGGCGGCGGGUGCGGGCACGGAGAUGGCGGGCACGGCAAGCCGGCCGGGUCGCUGUGGUCGCACAUCCAGAACGUGAAUCGCGACGCGAGGGAGGCCGGGGCCAGCCCUGGUGUUGGUGCUGGUGUUGGUGCUGGUGGUGCUGGUGGUGCACACCAUGCGCCACCCCCGAUGCAUGGCGAGGCAGCGAGUUACUACGCGGCCAGUUCGCCCCAGCCGUCCCAACCGUAUGCGGGCAGGCCCGGCCAGUCCGGGUAUGCGGCGACCUAUGAGCGGCCGACGCCGCCUGCGUCACAGCCUCCGUACGGCGGCGGGUAUCCCGGCCAGGGAGGUUACGGACAGCAUCCGCAUCCACACCAGCACCAGCCACCAUCUGCUGCUCAUGGCGGCUAUGGGCAGCCGCAGUACGGAGGGCAUCAUGGGGGUUACGGUGCGCCGCAGCCGGGAGGGUACCCGCCACAUGGCCAGCAGCCAUCCCCUUCGUGGGGGCAGUAUCCUCGGUAUUAAGGUGAAGCUACGUAACAGUCCUUGAGCGGGAGGUAUAUCUAGUAUUGAUAUCCUAUCUAUUCACAUCGAUUUCACCGAGGCACGGACGGGGGCGGCCAUUACGAUAGUUAUCUGACAAGAGUGAUACCAGCAAUACCGACUACAACUACCCUAA